CUGCAGUUGCCGCGGCCGAAAUCCCGGAUCCAAAAUGGAGUCUUUGAGUAAAGCGGGGCAGGUGAUGAGCCUGGCGGCCUUAAAGCAGCACGACCCUUACAUCACCAGCAUCGCCGACGUGACGGGUCAGGUGGCCCUUUACAGCUUCAGCCCCAAAGCCAACGAGUGGGAGAAGACUGACAUAGAAGGUACCUUAUUUGUAUAUAACAGGUCUGCUUCUCCUUAUCAUGGCUUCACAAUCGUGAAUCGACUGAACAUGCAUAACUUGGUGGAGCCUGUAAACAAAGACCUAGAGUUUCAACUGCAUGAACCUUUUCUCCUCUAUAGAAAUGCUAAUUUGUCAAUUUACAGUAUCUGGUUCUAUGACAAGAAUGACUGUCAUCGAAUAGCAAAACUCAUGGCUAAAGUGGUACAGGAAGAAGCUCGGAGAUCACAGGACAGAACAAGCCCAAGGAGAACUAAUGGUUGCAGUGAAAACAAGUCAAUUGAUAUCUUAGAGAUGCUUAGCAAAGCCAAGGUUGAAUAUGACCGGACUCAGAAGAGCGAUUUAAGUUGUGGAAUGCAGCAAAGUGGAAAGGCUGAAAAUACAGAGGCUUCAGAGGUUGGAUCAUCAGUGUUACAAAUGCAAGACCAUUCAUGUCCAUCCAUCCAUAAACAUCUGACAGUAGAAGAAUUAUUUGGAACUUCAUUACCGAAGGAUCCCCUUGCAGUUCCCUAUUCUAACCCUGAGAGAACAGAGAAGUUACAGAACGACGCCUCAUGCAGAGACCACAAUUUCCUCUUACCUUUUUCAUUUGAGCAGUCAACAGUGAUCCAUCAACCUCUGGGGAAACGGGAUGGCCCAGGCUUCAAAAGUAGCUCUUGUACCUUACUGCAACAGGAAUGCGUGCCUCCCUUGCUAAUCGCUCCACCUCCAGUUUCACAGCCUGAGAUGAAUAAGGUUUCCAACUAUACUGUGCAGCUGAGUCCUGUCCUUAACUCAGCCUCUGUAGUAGAAGCUCCUUCUGUUCUAGCGCUUCAGAGUCUGCAUACAAACAGUAGCAUAAUGCAAGUCAUGCAGCAAGCUACCAAGCAAGUGUCUCCACUUGGGAGUCAUCCGCCAUCUGAGGUGAACCACGGCCCACAAAAUCUGACUCCUAGUCAAAACCACUUCAUAACAUCUUUGACGGCAGCAAAUACAGAAGCUUCAAAUGUAACUCUUCCAAAUAUGGAUCUUCUUCAAAAACUCAGGUUGACCCCACAACAUGACCAAAUGCAGCAAUCACUUAGUAAAACUCCAGUAGCCCCUAACUUUUCCUCUGCAGUUAACCAGCUGGCAACACCAGAUUGUUUCAAGGAAUCUCACAUCAAGCAGCAAGCUCUGACUGGUAAAAUGCUUCCACCUGCCCAGACUACACAGCAAGGUAAAGAACUUGAGACAUUUCCACAUCCCAAAGCUUUGUCAAAGACGAACCAAGUAUCUUCCCCGCAGUUCGUUUCAGCUACAACCACAAUGGCAUCUUCAGUCCUCUUGUCACCUAGUGUAUUCCAGCAGUCAUCUGUGAAACCUUCUGAAAUGGAAAGCAAAGCUGACUCUUCUUCUCCCCUUACGCUUGGAGUCACAGAUGUUCAAGCAUUACCUCCUACAGUUCUCAAUAGAUCUCAGCUUCAAGAAACUUUAAUCCAUCUAAUAAAGAAUGAUUCAAAUUUUCUUAGUACUCUUCAUGAAGUUUAUUUACAAGUCUUGACCAAGAAUACGGAUGGCAUCAAAUUGUAACGGAAGUUUUAUUCAUUUCCUCUGACCACCUGUCUGCUACAAAAACAAUUAUGCCUCUUCUAUCAAACUGU
This is a messenger RNA of Euleptes europaea (tarantolino), 1827 nucleotides long. RefSeq names its product decapping mRNA 1A (gene DCP1A). Gene Ontology annotation, molecular function: mRNA binding; enzyme activator activity. Bases 35 to 1756 code for a protein of 573 amino acids. Gene Ontology annotation, biological process: deadenylation-independent decapping of nuclear-transcribed mRNA; deadenylation-dependent decapping of nuclear-transcribed mRNA; positive regulation of catalytic activity. Lineage: Eukaryota; Metazoa; Chordata; Lepidosauria; Squamata; Sphaerodactylidae. Gene Ontology annotation, cellular component: P-body. The transcript is spliced from 10 exons. The record is from RefSeq and is a predicted model, not a curated record.